ACAUCCAAUAAUUAUUCGUGAGGCAACAAUUCGAAGAAUAAUCGAGACUUUUCCAGAAAAACAAACUCUAGGAUAAGAUAAACAGCCAAUACGAUUACUUGACCGACUAUCAGUCUGAGAGAAAACUCCUCAACUGGCCUAAACCCGGCGACACAGUCGUUUUAGCAGCCAUUUGUCUUGUGGAACCAACAGGGAUCGACAUUUCUCCAAAACGGAUCUACAUUUUCUGAAAGUAUGAUGGCCAUCUUUAAACGGGAUCAACUGAAAACCUAUGUGGUGGCGUGCGCCUUUUUAGGACUCUGUGGCUGGAUGGCUGUUCUGCAAACGAGAUAUGAACGCAGGAUAAAGCUACUUGAAGAAGAAGGAAGUGUUCGGGUGAAACGUAGUGCCGGAUCCUCUGGUCAAACCGUUGGUGGCGCUACGUACAUUCGCUGGGGUCGUACGGUUUGUCCAGCUGAUGCAGAAUUAGUAUAUGCAGGUUACGGAGGAGCUCAGUACUGUACCCAUGUAGGUGGCUCUGCCGAGUAUAUCUGUGUAUCCGACAAACCGGAAUACGCCUCAAAGACGGCUGCAAGUGAAGACGACCGGGCAUGGCUGCACGGUGUCGAACUCCAAGUAUCUGGCACGAAUUUCUUUAGCACUGCCAACGCUGAUCCGAAUGGGCUCCAUAAUUCCGAUCUCCGAUGUGCAGUAUGCAGGAAUAGGGUUCGCUCUAGCAUGGUGAUGAUUCCAGGAACGAAGUCAUGCCCAGGUAACUGGCAGCAGGAGUACUGGGGCUACCUGAUGACGGGACAUUACAAACACAAGGCUUCCUACAGCUACGCAUGCGUGGAUGAUGCACCAGAAGCUGGGGGUGAAAAUGGCGCCAGAAAUGAUGACGGAGGACUGAUGUACCACGCACAGGGUUCGUGUGGCUCUCUGCCAUGCCCUCCGUACGUCCAAGGCUUCGAGAUGACAUGUGUUGUUUGCACAAAAUAGAGAAUUCCAAUCGUUCAAUCGGCCUGAGACGACACCACCAUUUGCCUUUAACACGUUUUCUAUUAAAGACGAAAUUCGCGCUCCUCGAAUUAUAGGUUUAAGUUGAGGACGGAGCUUUUGAUAUGUCUUUCUGCUUGGUUCGAGCUAUUCAGAAACGGAAAUUAAACGCCACGACUCCAGGUAUUUUGCCAUUUUCUGCUGUAAGACGAUUUCAAAAGUGCACCUGACAAUUUAUACAAUACAGAAAACCCCAUGCAAUUUGCUCCAUCCAUUUUGAAGAAGCCAUGUAUGUGUUUGACAACUACAUUACCUAAUCAGACUAGCAACUGGCUUGUUAGAGCUAGGCGGCGGGUUCACCAAAAGUUGUGAUGUAGAUCAGGCUAUUGCCCUACUUGGGAAGACAAAUAUCAAUUAUUGCUCUUAAAAUUGAUACAUGAAGUAUAUUUUUCAUUGACAUUUUUCAAUGUUCAGUUAUGAUAGCAUACUGUUGCCCAUGAUAAAUGAGUUUAUUGUAGUCCAAAAAAUAAAUUAAUCUAAAUUUUUAAUUUUUGGUAAAACCGGUCAUAUUUAUUUGAGAAGCCAAAUCUCACAUCUAGAAGUGUUGAUAAUGUAAAAAUCCAUCAUCCAAAUAGAAAGAAAAGGAGGUCACCACCUUCUAGAUUUUUGAAUAAAAUAUGCCUAAAUGUGAAAAUCCAGCAUCCAGAAAAUUCCUGCUAGUUUCAAUACAAAACGCAUAAACUGCCACCUGUUAUGAACAUGAUACACUGAUUAUAUGGUGCACUCUUGCAGUCAGUUGCAAUCAAUGAAUCAUGUUUCAGUUCACCUAUUGUCAUUAUUACAAGACAAAGCCAUCGCACGUUAAGCGAUUCAUUAUUGCAGCUACAGUAUUCAUUAAUGGGUUGCAAAGAUUUGCAAAGCCCUUUUACAAGUAUCUCUCACUCAUUAGCAAAUACAUAAAGUAGUUGCAAUGCAUCGCAAAUAGAACGCUUACUGAGCGAUGGGUUGCAACUCUAAUUACUUAGGUGUAUCUCAAUAGAAAAGGUGAUUUUAAAUGAUUUGAAUAAUUGAUGAUUUCGAUUUUACCCAAUACCACGCAGUUUAGAGAAUUCAGACCUAGCCGAAUGCACGGUCUAUUUGUCUCCUUAAAAACCCCGCUCUCGCCUCAGCUAAUAUUUUCAUUAUUCUACUGUCACAUCAAAGUGUUAUCAGGGCAAACCUUGAUAUCAUCGACCACCACGAAAAAGCUUCCAUGGGAUCGUUAGGCCUAAACCGACAAGGGCAAUUAAACGGUAAUGAAUAGUCAUAUAAAACAAAGCCGGCAAAGGUUUAAUAAAGUGUGUGUAACCAUAGCUGACAUAGCGUGUGAAUCUCGAUGUCCUUGAAAAAUACAUGUACUAGGUAAAUAAAUAAAAGGAACUGGCAAUAGCCUGCAUGUCAAUAAUCACUUCAUUCUUGACCUGUAAGUAUUCAUGAAGCAGAAAAAAACAGCCCUAGCUAAUAGCGUCAUCUUGGAACCACCAAGGUUUUUACCUGUCAUCGAUUUCAAACUAUAUUAUCACUGUUCAUUGAAAAGGAGUGUGAAAAUAUGAGAAUCAGAUUGAUAUAGCGUGUAAUCUCAUCGUUCAUGAAAAUUAUCUCAUAAUCAAACGGAACAAACUGCCAAUAGCUUGUAUAGCGUGAAAUCUCAUUCUAGAAUAUUAUCUAAUAAUCUAAUGAACCAACCGCCAAUAGCUUGUAUAGCUUUUAUUCUCGUCCUUGAACAUCAUCAUUUUUCUAAACAGCAAUAGCUUGCUAAUAUAGCAUGUAAGUGUCGUCUUUCGUGAACAUUAUCAACAGAUAUAUUCUAGUCAAAUAAAGCAAAUAAGCCCUAGUGGCUUG
Molecule: messenger RNA, 2856 nt
Organism: Lineus longissimus
Lineage: Eukaryota; Metazoa; Nemertea; Pilidiophora; Heteronemertea; Lineidae
Exons: 5
Coding region: 235-978 (247 amino acids)
Source: RefSeq, a predicted model, not a curated record